GGAAUCAAAGUGGCAGACAGUGCGACGCCUACAGUGGAAGGAUGUUCGAUCCAUGACAAUGAUGGUUUUGGAAUAUUUUGCACAGGACUCAGCGGAGGGAAAUACUUGAAAAAUGAAGUUUUUGCAAACAGCAAUGCUGGUGUUGCUGCUCGUGGCUCAUGCGUUGGCGUUUUCGAGGAAAACAAAGUCUACAAUGGGAAGCAAGGCGGCUUCUGGCUCGAAGAGGAGGCUAAGUGUCAGCUUAUUGCAAACGAUAUAUAUCAGAAUCAGAAAAGUGGAAUCCAAGUUGGUGGUCAUGCUGACCCGUUGGUUGUUCGAAACAUCGUCAGAGAUGGACUGAAAGGUGGGAUUGUGGUGCACGAUCAUGCAACUGGACAAUUCUUAAACAAUGAAAUAAUGCGCAACACAAUGGCUGGCGUUGGUGGUACUGAUUUUGCCUGCCCCCUGUUCCAUAGCAACAUUGUCAAGGACGGCAGGGGAGGUGGAAUUGUUUUGCAUGAGAACUGCAGAGGAAUUUUCGAAAAGAACCAAGUGAUUGGAAAUACACAUGCCGGCAUUGGCUUAAAAGGCAAUAGCAAUGCUCUCUUUGAUGGAAAUUACGUUUCAGACGGAACUGGAUAUGGUGUAUGGGUUCAAGAAAGAGCAGUCAGCACAUUGCAGAAUAAUGUCAUUGAGCGUAACAUGCGCGCAGGUGUCGUUGUAACUGACAAUGCCAAUCCUACCCUCGCGAUGAAUAUCAUUCGCGAUGGGAAGCAUGCUGGGUUGCUAAUCAGGCACAACGCUACGGGGCGAUUUCGCCAAAAUACUUUGUCG
Guillardia theta CCMP2712 is the source of this 813-nucleotide messenger RNA. RefSeq lists its product as hypothetical. NCBI's taxonomy places the organism in Eukaryota, Cryptophyceae, Pyrenomonadales, Geminigeraceae. The record is from RefSeq and is a predicted model, not a curated record. The transcript has a single exon. Gene Ontology annotation, biological process: ubiquitin-dependent protein catabolic process; regulation of apoptotic process; protein ubiquitination. The annotation marks the transcript as partial.